Messenger RNA from Amoebophrya sp. A120, 2122 nucleotides. The record is from the annotation of a GenBank genome assembly. Lineage: Eukaryota; Dinophyceae; Syndiniales; Amoebophryaceae.
GUGGUCGCCGCUCGUAGGAGGAAUGGUGGAUGGAGGCUGUUCAUGGAAGCUGAGCACGAAAAAUCGCCGCGUGAUGAUCCGUCAUCUACUUUAUUCUGCAUCACAUGCAUUACCAUUAGCUCGAGAUACUACUAGCAAAGCGUGUUAGCCAAGUAGUCAAAGCAAACGAAAAACUCAGAAAAAAAAGCCCCGACGUCUACUUUCAGAGCUCAAAAGAACGCAACCGACGAACGUAAAUUCGGUCCGGUGUGCAAGCCCGUGAUUUCUACUUUUCGUUUUCUCAAGAGUACAAAAUGUUCUGCAUUCAGAAGGUCGUCCUCGUUGCGCUCUGUGCUGCCUGCGGCCAAUGCGUCUCGCAGAAUUCGAGAUCCGCCGCAGCUUCCUCAACGAAACUGCACGUGGAGGCAUCGGUGGCGGCUAAACCUGACGCAGUGGCAGUGGAGUCGAUAUCGGCAGCCAAGGUAAAAAAGGUGCGGUUUGGAUAUAGUAUGAUGCAAUGCGACACCGGACACGACGGGUGACUGAGUGUAGACGCAAGCUUGCUCUGCAUGAGCAAUAGCCGUCUGGGAUCAGAUCAAGAUAAAGGUUGCCAUGUAUGUUAUCUUAUUUGCGAGGCAUCACAUUCAAAGAGUAGCAAUGAAUCGCACACCCACGACACGUCGACAACAUGAGCAGCAAAAAAAUCCAGGUCGGCUCCCAGCAACAAGAACCGCGAGCGGAGGCCCCAAAGCCGAAACGGCGUAUGAUGCGGUCAGAGAAAAACCCGGCCGGUUCUUCAUUCGUCGAGGAGAAAGCGCAGCCGGGCGCGGUUCCGCCGGUCGCCGCACCAGCGGGAGUCGCUACCCAGCCACAAAUGGCACAGCAGCCCAUGGCAGGCGGUCCUGCUCCGGCGGGGAUGCAGCCACCGGCUGCCGGUAGUGUCCCAGGCGCGAACCCGGCUGCCCCAGUCGACGGCAACGCGGCAUUGCAACCGCCAGCGGCCGACGCGAACGCCGCGAACCCGGGGGACGCAGGUACGCACUUGAAUUUAUGUGUUUCCUUCGGGAUGAUCUGGUACCGCUACCGCUACUGGUGCAUAACUGAGACCGAUGUACGUUCUUCACCGCCGUCGAGUCAGAACAAACUGUAUUUUGUGCUGUUUAGCGUAUAUCUGAAUGCUGGCCUCCACGAUGCAUGGUUAUGGUUUUUAUUUAGCUGGUAGACCAGAUCGAUGAAAUCGCACCAAAUCACAGCACCGGCAGAUGGUGCGGCUGCUGCCCCAAAGGAAGUCCCGAUGGUGUACCUGGCGGCCGGUGCUUCGGCGCUGAUUUUGCUGUGCCUGGGAGCGAUGUGCAUGAUGUCGGGCACGCCAUCGGAAACUGUCCAUGCAACACCGUCGCCGCCCGGACCGUGAGCAGGCUUUGGUGCGUUUUGGGAAGCGAUUUCAUAUCGAUGAAAAUUUUGAACCUUCUUUCUGAUUGUAGCUGUAGCUGUACCUUCACCUGAUGUAUAUCCCCAUUAAGUGUACCUUCCGAUGAUUUAAACUACCAAGUAAUUCCAUUUGUAAUUCGUGAGUGUCACUCUCACUGGACGCACAUGUAUAAAAUCAAAAUGAAUAUGAAGAUGGAGAACGGUGUCGUGCAACUAAAAUUGAUGAGUUAUUUUUUCGCGCGCCUUCUGCCUCUUUCUCCCUAAAGCAGGCUGCAUGCUCUGCUAGAGCAAGAGCCUGUGAAGCGAAUAUGUAUGUAAUUGUAUGAUUCUAUACGGCGUUAGCGUUUAGAAGACAUUCGUAGAAGGAAGAAACUAUCAGAAAGUGAGCCAGUUUGGUGAAGAAAAAUAGAAUUGAGGACUAGUGCAACCGAGCAGAAAAUUACCUAGCAGGAGUGAAACGCGGAUAACCUUUGUCGCGCCCAUCCUCUUGCGACUCCCUAUUUGUAUCUAUCGGACACCCCCGCAGCAGAAGAAUGAAACGAAAAACCUGCCCUCCCUCUCUGUUGGAAGCAAGCGAUAAAUUGAAAUUGCAACUGCAUUUUUGCACACUGGAGGAAUGGGAUACAGAGAUCACAAAUCAGACUAUGCUGUAGUCGUCGAACUGCAGAAGCAAUAAUUGAACGCUAUUGCAGAUGCCGCCAGGCGUGAAUAU